AUGAGGAAGGGGCGCGCCUCACACAUUUCGAAGCUCAUCCUGACUAAUCCUGAGGGCUUUCUUCAUAUUUCCAACUCUCUCUCUCUCUCCAACGUUACAUGGCGCGUCCGGGCAACAGGGUCGGCCACCGGCGAGACGUACGAGGACUGCGAGCAGCCGCCGGAAAUUGCUCACGGAUCGGCCCGGCUCACCGUGGACGACAACGAGGAGUACGUUACGGCCCACUACACCUGCCAGGGCGGGUUCCGGCUGCAGGACUCGCGGCCAGCCCAGCUGCGGUGCAGCAUCGAGACGGACGAAUGGCAGACACCGGAGCUGCCGGCCUGUGUGCGAGACGAAGCACAGGAACCGGCAGCUAACGCGGAAGGUGGGAAGCCCUCUGGCAAGCGCAAACCGGGUCAGAAAGGGCAAAAUAUUCAGGAGGAACCGGACGUCGACAGUGAGCUGGCUGCUCGGCUCGACUUGUCCUGCAUGACCCACGGGCUCAUACGGGCCCCGGAGAUCGAUAAUGGAUACGUGGUGAAGUACAACAGACGGAAGAAGGAUGGCCACAUUUUCCUGGUGGCGUACUACGAGUGCGAUGACUACCACGCGCUGCAGCCGACGGAAGUGGAUCGACUGUACUGCAGCGGGAAGAAGUGGAUCGGCAAGCGCCCGGAAUGCAUCUCGACCCGGUCCGGCCACGAGGACGACGAGGAGGGUGAAGAUGAGGAAGACGAAGAGGAGGGAGCGGAAGAAGAUUACGAAGAGGAAGGCGAGGAGGACUCUGACCAAACAUCCAAAUCGGAUGAUAGUGCCCACGAGCAACCGAAGGCCUCUCCGACAGCUCCGACGUCCACUACCCCUGCGGUGACUACAACAGUUUCGACAACGACCACAAAACACCCAGAAACAACACCGGCAGCAGCCGUGACCACGGAGGAUCAAUCGCUAGAAACGGGUGUAAACGUGCCAGAGAAUUUGUCUGUGGCUGCAAAGGAACACCCGGAACAUGAUACCCGGGCUGAAGACCACGCGGAUGACCAUCGUAAGAAGCAAGACGAAGACGAGGAAACCGACGGGGAAGAGCAGGAGCCGGACGAGGACGAUGACGAGCCAGAUCCUAUCGCGAGCGAAUCGGAACCGGCGCCGCCGCCAUUACCUGCCACGUCGACUCCUACCACGACGAUCGUGGCCGCCUGUGGUCCGGACCGUGGCGGCUGCGAUCACGAGUGCCGCAUGAUCUACCACGGCAACGAGGUAGAGCCGGUGGCCGAAUGUAGCUGCUACCGGGGCUUCGUUCUGGACGCGCGUGAUGGAAGAACCUGUCACGAUAUUGACGAGUGCCUGGAAAAUAACGGUGGCUGUGAGCAAACUUGUGUCAACAAACCCGGCUCGUACGACUGUACCUGUGAGCCAGGACUGCAAAUCGAUACGUUAAAUGGACACACGUGCAUUGAUGUUGAUGAAUGUGAGAAUGCAGUCACCGCCGAGCGGUGUUAUCGGUGCGAAAAUACCUACGGUUCCUACCGCUGUCUGGAGGCUCCCACCACCACGGAACAUGCAGGAGACGAUGGUACAGCUGACGUCGACGAAUCGGCAACCGGCGAUUAUGGAACGGAAGGCCGCCAUCAAUUGCCGGCCAAUGAGUUGCCUCAAGGAGCCCAUCAAUCAACCGCCGGAAUCGCCGGAAGUGACGCUGAAAGGUUCGACUCGACUCGGCCCGCCACGAAGGACGUGGACGUGCAGUCCGGUGAGUCGGAGCGAAGUGAGGAUGAGACCGACGUCGAGGCGUCUCCUCCGAUCCACCACCACCGCCAUCAUCACGGCGAAGAGACAACGGUACCCACGGGCCAAGAAGAAGACGACGACGAUGACGAUGGUGACGAUACCGGUAGUGAUCCUGAUGACGCUAGUGAAGCAGAUGAAGAUGAGAGCGAAAGUUCGGUGGCCGAACCGGUUCCGGUUCAAGAGGCUGAGUCAGGUGAAACGCAGGCUCAUGGAGAGAUUAGCACCUCUGCCACCACCGAAUCAACACCAAUCGACCGAGCGGAAACGAUAGAGCAUACCGACCGGGACGACGAUAAAGAGGACGAGGAAGACGCGGACCAAGAUCCCGAUUACGACGGGCACGAUGGGGACGAUGUUGGGCGCCCUGCUAAGGUACACCCCACAGCUCCAACGUUGGGGACGGGUUGUGGCGAAGGACUUCGACUGCACCCGACGACGGGCACUUGCGAAGAUAUCGACGAGUGCGUGGAACAGGAGCACGGCUGCGAUUACUGCCAAAACGCGUACGGUGGCUAUCAGUGCACUUGCCCCGCCGGCUACGAACUCGCCGAUGACGACCGACGCUGCGUGGACGUGGACGAAUGUAUCGCCGGAGAUGGGGACGAUGCCGGUGGUGGGUCGAUCUGUUCGCAUGAGUGCCACAACACGAUCGGUUCGUACGAGUGCCGGUGUCCUGGGACGUUCCACCUGAACAACGAUCGGCGGACCUGCGUCCGGGACUUCUGCCAGGAUCUGUACGAAGACCCGGAGAAGACGCGCUGCUCCCAUGAGUGCGCCGACGAGGUGGAAGGUUUCCGGUGCCGGUGCCCCGAGGGGCUCGUGCUGGACGCCGCAGACCAGAAGACGUGCCGCAGUGUGGACGGGGCCGGCUGCGAUGACAGCCAGCGGAAGCGCUGCGAUCCGGGCUCGUGUCGGCGUGUUGGGGACGGCGGUGCGGAUUAUCGGUGCGAGUGUCCGGAUGGGUACGUCCCGAGUGACCACGCCUGCCACGAUCGGGACGAGUGUCAGCUGGGUCGGCAUCGCUGUAGCCACGACUGUCACAACACACCCGGCUCGUACCGAUGCGGUUGCCCGGCCGGGUUGACACUUUCGAGCGACGGCAAGACCUGCGACGAUGUGGAUGAGUGCGGUCGCGAAACGAACGAGCUGGAGGGCGUGUGCGGUGAGCUGGAGUGCCGUAACACGUACGGCAGCUACAAAUGCGUCUGCCCGGAGGGCCGCGAGCUCGAUGAGUACGGAAUCUGCCGGCAGAUGGACCUGUGCCGGAAGGACAACGGAGGCUGCUCGCACAUCUGCACGUUCUACAACCGCGAAACGUACUGCGAUUGUCCGGAUGAGCUGGAGCUGGCCGAGGACGGGAAGACCUGCGAGACGGUCAAUGAGUGCGGGUUGAACAAUGGCGGCUGCUCCCAUACCUGUGAUCCGGAGGCCGAGCCGAGGUGCCGGUGUCCGGCCGGUAUGCAGUUGGCCGGUGAUCGGCGGACCUGAGAGGACGUGAACGAGUGCCGCACCGGCAACGGGGGGUGUGAGCAGAGUUGCCUCAACUUCGAGGGCGGCUACCGGUGCAGCUGCUUCGAUGGGUACGAGCUGGAACCAGGCGGCCGGCGUUGCGUCGAUCGUGAUGAGUGCUCCAGCGGUCAGCGAGGUGGCAGCGGGGGCUGCGAUCACAACUGUCACAACACGGACGGCUCGUACUACUGCACCUGCCACUCCGGCUACCGGUUGGCGGAGAACGCGCGCGGGUGUGUGGACGUGAACGAGUGCGAGGAUCACAAUGGCAACUGUUCACACGUCUGCAUCAACCUGCUCGGUGGCCACCAGUGCUCCUGCCCGACGGGUUUGUUCCUGCAGGCCGACGAUCGGACGUGUGACUUUGUGGACGAGUGUGAGCUCAACAAUGGUGGUUGCUCACAUACCUGUCACUAUGCGAACGGGGUCGUUAGCUGCUCGUGUCCGGCGGGCUUCCAGCUGGAGUCGACACACCGCAAGACGUGCGUCGAUAUGGACGAAUGCUCGGUGGCGAACGGAGGUUGCUCGCAUGGCUGCCACAACACACCCGGCAGCUUCUGGUGCGCGUGUCCGGCGCGCCACGAGCUGCGGCCGGAUCGGUUGACGUGCCAGGACGUGGAUGAGUGUAUAGUGGACAAUGGGAACUGCUCCAAUAUCUGUAUCAACGUGCCGGGAGGUCACCGGUGCGCGUGUGAGAUCGGCUACGAGCUGGUGACCGACGGACGGACCUGCGUCGAUGUGGACGAGUGUUCCGACGGAACACACGACUGUUCGCAUGGGUGUGUGAACGUGGCGGGUGCGUAUGAGUGUGAGUGCCCGUCUGGCUUCCACGUUGGCCGCAAUCGGUUGGCCUGCGAAGAUGUGGAUGAGUGUGCCGGGGACCCCGAUCCCGGCUGUGAGCAUCGGUGUGUCAACACGAUCGGAUCGUUUCGGUGCGCGUGUCCCGACGGGCAUCGACUGGCCGCCGACAAUCGGACCUGCUCCGACGUGGACGAGUGCAGCGAAGCGGGGGCCAGCGACGAGAGGGGCUGUACGCAUGAGUGUGUGAACACGAUCGGUGGCUUCGAGUGCCGGUGUCCGCCGGGGCUGCGGCUGGACAUCGACGGUCGAUCGUGCGUGGACAUCGACGAGUGUCGGAUCAACAGUUUCAACGGGGGCUGCUCGCAUGUGUGCGAAAACACCGACGGAAGCUUCCGGUGCCGGUGCCCGGAAGGGAUGGUGCUGGGUGAGGAUCAGGCGACCUGCGCGGAUAUCGACGAGUGUGCGGUCCUGAACGGGGGCUGCAGUCAGCUGUGCAUUAACCGCGACGGUGGCUUCCGGUGUGGCUGCCAUCCGGGCUACAGUCUGAUGGAGGUGGACAACAAAACCUGCGAGGUGUCCAAUCCGUGCGCGCUGCGGAACGGGAGGUGCCAGCACUACUGUAGCCUGAAAGCUGGCCAACCGGUGUGCUCGUGUCGCGAGGGCUACGUGCUGAACCGGACCGAUCUGGUGAGCUGUGUCGAUCACAACGAGUGCCUUGUGGUGGCCGACCACAACUGUCAGCAGCGGUGCAUCAACCUGGAGGGCUCGUAUCGGUGCGACUGCUACGCGGGUUACGAGAAGAAUGCGCUGGGCCAGUGCGCCGACAUCAACGAGUGCCUGGUGGACAAUGGAGGCUGUGGGGGGCGCGGUCAGUGCGUCAACACGGCCGGUGGCAGCCGCUGCACUUGCCCGGUCGGGUUCAAGCUGGGCCACGAUCGGAAGAGCUGUAUCGAGCUGCAGGAUCACUGUCGACCGCUGGAAGCGCCACGAAACGCGGACAUCCGGUGCACCCGGUCGCGGCACAAGACGCAACUGUUUUACCGAUCGAAGUGUAUCGUCACCUGCCGGAAGGGCUUCAAACUGCACGGACCCAGCGUCCGCCACUGCAACGGAACCGGCGAGUGGGACGAAGGAGAAUCGAUCUGUGUGCCACUGGCCUGUCCCCGGCUGAGCCGACCAGCGAACGGGGUGAUACUGCCGGUCGCCUGCACCGCCGGCAAAAUCUUCUCCAGCGAACGGUGCGUCCUGCACUGUAAACCCGGAUUCAAGCCCCUCGCCCGCCGGACCGCGGUUUGCAACCUGACGCAGGCCUGGGUCCCGAGCGAUAACCUUCAGUGUGUGCCGUCGUCCUUGCCGAGCGCGUCCCCGGCACCGGCGCCGAUCAGCGUGAAACCCUUCAUUCAGUGUCCUCCCGAUAUGCACGAGGUGCUACCACUUGGCCAGCACACGAUGGCGGUGCGUAUCGAACGCCCGAAAACGAACGUCGACUGGCACCGGGACGUGGACGCUCAUCCCGGGUGGGGUAAGCAGCUGCAGACCGAGCUGCCGGCCGGUGAGACGAUCGUGACGUUCCGGGCGCGCAGCCCUUCGUCGAAUGUGAACGACGUGUGCCGGGUGGUGAUCAAAGUUAGAGAACGCAAACCACCGACCGUGAUGCAGUGUCCGGAAUCGUUUGAGGUGCAACUGGAGCGCAACGAACCCGCGCGCUCGGUGUUUUGGGCCGAACCAAAGUUUGAAUCCGCGUCCGAGAUCAAGCAGCUGUACAAGUCCAACACGCCUGGCCAACCACUUCCGGUUGGUGUCCACUACAUCAACUACAUUGCGACCGAUGCGGACGGGCUGAGUGCGAACUGCAACUUCCGGGUCGUGGUCAAAGCUGCCCCGUUGCCGGUGGAGCACGAAAUGGAACCAAGACGAACCGCGGCGCCGAGGCCGGCCGAACUGAGCCGCCUGGAGAACCACGAGUCAUUCCUUAUCUGCCCCGGCAAGCCACCGGUGCGCCUGGAUGCCAACUAUCCCCUCCACGUACCGCAAGGCUGUGUGGUGAAGAAUAUUCGCAUCAAGCAAAAGCUGGCGAGGUUGAGACAUCAGCAGCGUAUGUUGGCACAGCAUUUGCAGCACCUCGAGGAGACCCCUAAUGCGAGUCCCGCAUUGGUCCGCCAACAGCACCAGCGUUACAAUAAUCUGCUACGCUACUACUCGUCGUGGGAUCGUGUUUCGGGUUCGUCGUCGGGCGGCAUGAGGACCUCUCCGGAUGGCCCUUCCAUGCAGCAUCGUCCAACGCACCCAUCGACGCAUCCGAUGACUUCAUCACAUUAUCAGCAGCACGAGCACCAUCAGCGGCAGCAGCAGCACCAUCAACCGCGCCGGUGGCUGAGAAAGCGAAGUCGGGCAAACGCUGAAGUGGCUUCGGUGGCGGCGAAGGAUUAA
This is a messenger RNA of Anopheles bellator, 6510 nucleotides long. RefSeq names its product fibrillin-1. Lineage: Eukaryota; Metazoa; Arthropoda; Insecta; Diptera; Culicidae. Gene Ontology annotation, molecular function: calcium ion binding. The record is from RefSeq and is a predicted model, not a curated record. The transcript has 13 exons.